CUUCAGGUUGUGCAAGAUGGCCGACUUUGGAGAGGAUGUUGUUAUGGAAAAUGAAGAUCUACUAAUUCCAAAAAAUCCUGCUGAGUUGGCCGAACUAAAGAAGGAAAAUGGCAACCAACUCUACAAAGUCAAACAAUACCGAUCUGCCCUUAAUCUUUACACAGAAGCCAUCGAGUUAUGUCCGGACACAGCCGCAUAUUAUUCCAACCGCUCAGCCUGCUACAUGAUGCUAAACAACUUUCAAGAUGCUCUAGAAGACGCCCGCAAAUGCAUCCAGAUUGAUCCGUCUUUCAGCAAAGGGUAUGUACGUAUACUAAAAUGUGCAAUCGCACUUGGAGAUUUAACAACCUCUGAUAACGCUAUUAAACAAAUCGGCCAACUCGAUAAAAACGCAAGUAUCAAUAACGAAAUCCAAUCUGUGGAGAAGAUGAGACAGUUUGAAACAGAAGCCGCCAAAGCAAUUGACAAAAAAGAUUUUCGCAAGGUAGUGUAUUGUAUGGACAGGUGCCUAGAUGAAGCUCCCACUUGCACGCGUUACAAAAUAACAAAAGCAGAAUAUCUGGCAUUUCUAGGACGGUAUCAAGAAUCGCAGGAAAUUGCAAAUAACGCUUUACACCUUGAUAAAACUAACGCAGAUGCUAUAUAUGUUCGUGGGAUGUGUCUUUACUACGAAGAUAAUCUUGACAGUGCUUUCAAUCACUUCCAGCAAGUUUUACGACUUGCACCAGAUCACAGGAAAGCCAUGGAUGCAUACAAAAAGGCUAAAGAAUUAAAAAAGACAAAAGAGAGUGGAAACGAAGCAUACAAGAAUUGUCGUUUCCAAGAAGCCUUUGCUUUAUACACUGAAGCUUUGGCUAUCGACCCUCUUAAUAAAAAGGCUAAUGCAAAACUAUACUUCAAUCGUGCCACAGUACAGCACAGACUUGCCAAAACAAAGGAGGCUGUAGAUGACUGCUCAGCAGCUUUAGAUCUCGAUGACACAUACCUCAAAGCUCUUUUAAGGAGAGCAAGUUGUUAUAUGGAUUUAAGCGAGUACGAAGAGGCGGUUAGAGAUUACGAAAAAGUUUGUAAACUUAACAAAAGUCGGGAACAUCGAAAACUUUUGCAAGACGCAAAGUUUGCACUAAAGAAAUCUAAACGCAAAGACUACUAUAAAAUCUUGGGUGUAGAGAAAAACGCAUCAGACGGUGAAAUAAAAAAGGCUUACAGAAAGAAAGCAUUGAUGCUACAUCCAGACAGACAUGCUAAUGCGACUGACGCAGUUAAGAAAGACCAGGAGAAGAAGUUCAAGGAACUGGGGGAGGCUUACGGUAUUUUAUCAGAUCCCAAGAAAAAAGCAAGGUACGACAGUGGACAAGACAUGGAGGACUUUGAUGGUGGAAUGUCAGGUAAUAUCGAUCCCACUCAAGUGUUCCAAACAUUCUUUAGCCAAGCGCACAAUUGUAACGAUUUCAAUUUGGGUGGAGCAUUUCCGGGAGGAUUUUCUUUUCAGUUCAGUUAGACAAAGGAUUUACCACCAUCUAAGUCAUAUUUUGAAGCCUUUCCACAUUCCAUGUUUUCCCCAACUGUUCCCUUCACUAGUAUUUAUUAAAAUGUGCUAGAGAUUAGCAUCCCUAACAUGAUCAAAUCCUAAGUUUUAACCUUUUAAUUUGCUGCCCUUAUGUAUCGAAGCCUACGUUCUCCUACAUAUUUUAAAGAAGACUUUCUUGUUUCAUAAUUGUUGUAAAUCGUUUACAUUGUAAAUUUAAUAUAUGUAUUAUACAUU
Messenger RNA from Zophobas morio, 1765 nucleotides. It is a transcript of the gene Tpr2, whose product is annotated as dnaJ homolog subfamily C member 7. The transcript is spliced from 3 exons. Bases 17 to 1501 code for a protein of 494 amino acids. Gene Ontology annotation, molecular function: protein binding. Lineage: Eukaryota; Metazoa; Arthropoda; Insecta; Coleoptera; Tenebrionidae. The record is from RefSeq and is a predicted model, not a curated record.